This is a messenger RNA of Coregonus sp. 'balchen', 1545 nucleotides long. NCBI's taxonomy places the organism in Eukaryota, Metazoa, Chordata, Actinopteri, Salmoniformes, Salmonidae. The record is from the annotation of a GenBank genome assembly.
AUGGGCUGCGGAAGCAGCAAGGUGCUGCCAGAGCCCUCGGUUAAAAACGGUUAUGUGAGCUUCGUGAAGUCGGUAGUUUGCUACAGUCACAAAAGAAAAGAGUUAGAUAAUGAGCUACAGAAGUGUAAAGGGAAGCAGAAAGACCUUUGGAGUGUUGUUCAGAGCAGUGGAUGUACGGGUACACAGGCGCCGUCAAGCAUUCAACUGCCGACAGGCCAGGAUGGGCAGGGGCACAACAAAGUGGCCAAGUACAAGGCAAAGUUUGAUCCCAGAGUCACAGCAAGGUAACUGUAUAAAAAUCGUUAACAUUUGAAGAUCAGUAGUAGCUAUAUAAAUCAGUGCCAAUUCAUUGUGGGUACUUAGACUAAUUAAUUUGCUGAUGUUGUUGUUGAUGAUGAUGAUAGUGAUGAUGAGGACUCCAUAUUCUAUCAUAUUUCAUGUUUAUCUACCAUAGAAGACCUCACCUCACUAGAUUAGAAUACAGUAGAACAGAACACUAUUCUCUUCUUCUCCCUCCUGCCCUCUCUGUCCAGGUAUGAUAUCAAAGCCCUGAUCGGUAGGGGGAGUUUCAGCCGGGUGGUACGUGUCGAGCACCGAGCCACCCGCCAACCCUUCGCCAUCAAGAUGAUGGAGGUCUGUAACCUAUCACUUCCAGUAGACCUAGGGAAGAGGUAUGGGGGCAGGGAAUGUUCAUGAGGGGAGAAACAGAAGGAGAAGGAAGUGUGCAACAUUAGUAAGGGCAUUUACACCAACAAAUUAAAAGUGCAGUAAUAUCAGUUGUCAAACUAUUCAGGAUUGUGUGUCAUUAUAUAAAAUGAAAUUCAACACCUGUUGCAGGUGGAGGCCAGGGAGGGGCGAGAGGUGUGUGACUCUGAGCUGGGGGUGCUACGCAGGGUCAGCCACCUCAACGUGGUGCAGCUGGUGGAGGUGUUCCAGUCACCCCAGAGGGUCUACAUGGUUCUGGAACUGGCCACGGGCGGGGAGCUGUUCGACCGUGUCAUCGCUAAGGGCCACUUCACCGAACGCGAUGCCACCAGAGCCCUGCAGAUGGCGUUAGCCGGGGUGGGGUAUCUUCACUCUCUGGGCAUCACACACAGGGACCUGAAACCUGAGAAUCUGUUGUACUACCACCCUGGAGCCGACUCACGCCUGCUGGUGACUGACUUUGGGCUGGCCAGCUUUGGGAAUAGGGAUCCUGGAGGGGGUGAGGGUGGAGGUGGAGAUGGAGUGGGCGGUGGAAAUGGAGAUGGUGGAAGUGGAGAUGGCGGCGGUGGAGUUGGAGAUAGUGGAGUUGGAAGGGAUGGAGGAGGUGGCGGUAGAAGAGACUGGUCCAUGAGGACCACAUGUGGGACGCCAGAGUACAUGGCCCCAGAGGUGGUCUUGAGGAGGCCCUACUCCUGCCAGGUGGACAUGUGGGCCCUGGGGGUCAUAGCCUACAUCCUACUCAGCGGCUCCAUGCCCUUCGAGGACGACAGCCGGCCCAGACUCUACAGAGAUAUCCUCAGGGGAAGGUACAGCUUCCACGGAGAGGUGAGUUGUUGUUGA